UUUAUGACAAAAAAAGGAAGAAUAAUUUGUUUAGUACUUUUGUUUUUUAUAUUUAGUUAGAGUAUAAAGACCUAAAUAGUUAAUACAUAGAAGUAUUUAAUCAUACAACAAAAUGAAUAAUACAUCUCAUAUCUAAAUGAGUUUGUAUCAGAACCUAUAAUUGAAGUGAAUUUAGCGGAUGCCGCAUAAGCCUAAAUACUUUAGCCAUAUUAAUAAUUCUAAACUUAUUAAGAUUAAUUACCAUUAUUAGAUUAUUUAGCUUCUAUAGAUUCAGGAGAUUCAUCAAAAUAUAUUAUUUCAGUCAAAUAAUAAUAUUUAAGUCAAUCAUAUCUUUAAAUUCUUCUCAUAUAUCAGUAAUUUUCCAUAGAUUUUGGAUGUUCAUGCUUGAAAUUAGUAGCAUCUAUUUACUAAUAGUUAGACAUAGUUAAAGAAAGAGCUUAGUCCUUUUAUGGAAGCUUUUAUUCAAAAUCCUAAGGAUUCGUUUCAUAUACUAAUGUGGAUAAUUAAUCUAAGUCCUUUAGAUACUAAAUAAAUUCUUAAGGUUAGAUUGAAAUAAAUCCUCUAGACAAUAUAACACUCUUUAAGCAUAUUGCAAUACCUGGACCAUAGAAAUAUAUCUAUAUAAUUUAGGCAGACGCUGGAGAAUACUAACUAAUAAAGUUAGACUCUUAAUUCAAAUAAGUAUUCCUUAAAAGCGUAUUUGAACAAUGCUAAAUUGAGCAAUUUUAAGUUGACACUGGAAAAUACUUAUUUAAAUACUGCAGAUCUAUGAGUUCUUCAUUUAUUAAAGUAGCGUCACUAGAUUUUACUGAUGAAAGCCUUGUCUUUUAAGUAAUAAAGUUAAAUAAUUUAUCUAAUUUGAAGAUUGAUUAUAUGUAGGCAAAAAGGAUAGGAAACAAUCUAAUUAUUUGCUUGAUAGCUAAUAAGGAUUUAACAAUAUUUAAAUUUAUUUCAAAUGAGAGUAUAAUAUAGUAACCACUUUAAUAAUAAUCAAUAAAAUAAUUUAAAUUAUAAUAAUUUUAAAUGAUAGAAUUUAUUUCAUCAAAAUUAAUGGUUUUGUUUUCUGAUAAUUAUUUAUAUUUAUUUGAUAUUGAUAAGUAAUUAGCAGUUUAUUAAAAACAAGUAUGUGAAGAUAGAUUAAGUAUUAAAUUUACUCUUAAUGUAGGUAAUAAAAUUUUACUUUACAUAUAUAAUAAUAUCAAUAAAUACUCGAUUACUAUAUCAGCUGAAAUAAAUAUACCAUAAAUUGUUAUAUAAACUGAUUCUAUGACAAUUUUACCUAUUGAACUAUCUAUUAAAACAACAUCAUAAACUACUUAUUAAUUAUAGAUAGUACCUAAGAUUGAUGAACAAAAUUAAAUAUUUUUUUCAUAAAGCUAGAUUAGUUUACAAAAAACAAUUCAAAAUUUCUCAUAAAUAGGUUAGUACAUCAUUCCUAUUGAAGAUUAUAUUUAAGGAUCAGAUGUUAAUUUAAUUGCCACUGAUUAUGUAGAUCCAAAUAUGAUUUCAAAUUAUAAAGUUAUUAAAUAUUUAGAGGUAAAGAAUACUGAUUAAAUUAAAUUAGAUCAAAAUUGUACUUGUUAUCAAACAGAUGGAUAUUUUUCUUCAAUUUUCUUGUGUUCUAAAGAUUUACCAAAUAUAGGCUAAGUCUAUGACCUAUAUGGGGCAAAAACAUCAGCUAUUUUGCAAAGUAGUUAACCAUAAGGAAGAAUCUAAUUAUUGAAUUGCUAAACUUGGAUUUAUUACUCAAUUAACCAAAUUGAUAAUUAAGGUUCUUUCACUCUUAAAAUUAACAAAAAUUAAUCUGAAUUUAGUAUUUUUAUUCCAUUUGUUCACUUUUCUGAUGGGGAGUAAUUUCAGUUAAACUAAAUAUAAGUAUCAUGCGCUGAAUCAAAUUUCGCAUUUGCUACUGAUCCUGCUUACAGAAUAUUAUUUACUUUUUGUGGUGAAAAAAUUACUUAAUAUAUUUUCAGAUUUUAAAAAAGUGAAUACGCUCAAAUAAUUAGUACUACAGAUUUAUCAGCUAUUUUUUCAAAAAAUCCCAACUUAAUAUGCAUCUAAGGAGUAUUGUUUAUCUACAACAGUUAGUCAAUUAUUGCUUACAAUUAUAUUAAUUAAGGAUUAAUUGGCGAGAUAAAUGUUCCAACUAUUAUCCAAGGCAAAGAAUAAUAGCUGACUCUAUUUAUGAACUCCUUUUUGAUUACAGUUAUUGAUGAUCCUCUCAAAACUAUUGCAUAAUACUCAUAUAAUAAUUUUAAAACCAAAACUCCUUAUUUUAUGAGAAAUUUAUAAAUUGAUUCCAACCAUCCUGUGAGUAAUAAUGGAAUAAUCAUCCCAAAAAGACAUUCAAUUUAAGAAUAUGCAUAUAUUUAAUCUACAUAAAAAAAUACUUUUUACUUAUACAGGAUAAAUAGUAAAUCGUGGUCAAAUUAGCUCUUUACAACUUUGACUUUUGAUCCUAAAAAAACAGUUAUCGCUCCUAAUAUCUUGUAUUCAAUUAAUUCUGAAUCUUCUAUUAUUGUUCUUAAUGAAGUAAGCGUUUUAUAUGAUAUUAAUAUAGGUGUGGAUCAAUUCAAUUAAAAUUUACAAUUUAGUAGUGAAAUAUUGGUUUCGAUAGCUAAUCAAUAAGAUUCAUAAUUUAGAACAAGGAUAAUGAAAAAGUAAUUAGAGGUAAUUUAAAACAUGAGCUAAUUGUAAAGUUAAGAAAUGAACUAGCUCCGAAUAACAAUUAUUGUGAAUAGAGACGCUAAUACAAAAUAUGGAAUAGUUGAUCAUGGAAAAUUUACUAUUUAGAAAUUUAUAUAAAGGAUUGGAAACAAAUAAAAAUAUGAAGACACAGAAAACUAUUUUUGUGAUACAUAGAUUUUCAAUAGUUGUAUUUUAGGUUGGGAAAGUGAUUAGUAUUCUAGUGUCAUUAAUAGAAUCAUCGUUUAUAGAGACAAUGAAAAUAUUGAUAAGAUUUUUAGUAUUCUUUAUAACUAAUAAGCAACUAUCAGACUCCUUGAAGAAGACAUAAAUAGUUUUUUUAGAAUAAUAGGAAAUUUUAAGCGUUGCUAAAUUUUAGAUGAUAAAGCAUCAAUUGAAUAUUUUGAUGAAUUCUAUCAUUUCAAUCUGUACGUUAUUUGUUAUGAAAAAAUUUAUAGAUAUAAAAUUUAAUACCAAAUUAGUGGAGAAAUAAUUAAAAAUGCUUAGGUUUCACGUCCAGAUAUUUAUAAUCUGAAUUAAUCAGAAAUUUAAAUUUCUUAAUUCAUUAGAAUAAUUAGCUAUCAGGGUUUAAUUUACAUUUACUUACAUGAUUCUAUGUAACCAUAUUUACUAAAUUUUAAUGAUAAGAACAAAGAAGUCUCUUUGUUAAAGCAAAGUAAUAGUUUCUAUUCUUUGAUGAAUAUUCAUGUUUUAAAUGAAUAUAAUACUCAAAUUUUGAUUUAUCCUUCAGGGCUGAUUUAACAGAUAGAUAGAAACAGUGAUGAUGUUAGAGUUUACAAUAUUUAAGAUCUUUUAAAACAAUUUAGUUUUAUUGUAUAAAAAGAUGAUUACAUUUAUUCAAUUCAGUAGUAUUAAGACACUCAAUUUUUAAUAGCUUUUAGAAAUUCUUUCAUAUAUGAUAUAACUUUUAGUAUUAAUGCAAGUAAAUAGCUUGAAAUAAUUUAAGCCUAUUAAUAUUAUUACUAAGACGCAUUCUCUUAUUUUAUUUUAGGGUUCAAGGGCAAUCAAUAUACCGUUUUUAUUGGAUACAAUUAAUAUAAAACAUAAUAAAUUGUUACUCUUUACUCAAGCCAAGUAUAAUAAUCAAAUAUUUAUCUCAUACAAUCAGCUGAAACUUUAGACAUAAAAAAUUAUUUUAAUUUCCCUUAAUAUAUAAGUGAAUAAAACAACUUCAAUUUUGACAUUUAGUAUUGCAAUAGUACAGAAUAUUUAUCGCUAACAAUUUCAGAUAACAUAUUUGUCAAAGUACAGGUUUUUAAAGAUUAAAUUUCUACUCAAAAAGUUAUAUCAUCUCUUUAACUCAAAUAGUAAAAUAAUCCAAAUAAUUUAAUAACUUUUUCUUACAUUUAAUAUGGAAACAAAGAUUAAAAUUCAAACACUUUUGCUAAUAAUUCAAUAUUCAAAAUAAUAUUAUUAAUAUUUUUAUUUCUAUGUUAAUUCGUAUGA
This is a messenger RNA of Tetrahymena thermophila SB210, 4152 nucleotides long. Its product is annotated as transmembrane protein, putative. The transcript has a single exon. Lineage: Eukaryota; Ciliophora; Oligohymenophorea; Hymenostomatida; Tetrahymenidae. The record is from RefSeq and is a predicted model, not a curated record.